AUGGGGCAGAUGAGAACAAGAGUUUUCAGAUUUUGUUUUAGGAAAGUAAUUCAGUAUCUGUUCAGUACAACGAUCACAAUGAUGAAGAAUGUGUCAAUGUUGUCUGGCCAACUUAGUUCAAGAGAUGCUAAAAAUAAUGGCAAUAGUUACGAUAUUGUAUUUCCAGCUUUGCCAGUAUCGAAGACAUCAAAUAAAAUUGGGACUGUACCAUUUAAAAAACAGAAUAAUGUUAAAUCUUCAACGGUGAACGAAAUAAUUUCAAUACCUGCCCAAGACAGAAAUUGGGACAGGAAUAGUCAAUUAGAGCAUGAAAAAUUUAAGAAAGCAUAUAUAAAAAUUGGGAAAGAGUAUAAUGUAGGAAUAGAGAUUUGUAUUUCAAAAACCAUGGAUCUGACUUUACUAAUCAGCGGCAAUAGAGUUAAUGUUGAACGAGCAAAACAAAAGAUUAUCAUAAUCGAUCAAACUCAAAUUAAAACUACUACUAUACCGUUUCCAAAAGAACAUCGAAGUACGUUAUUGGGCAAACAAGGACUUAAUCUUAAAAAUAUUGAAAAACGUACAGGAGCACGUGUUCAAAUACCAUGCAUGAAAAAUUCAGCUGACAUAAUUUAUAUAACUGGAACAAAGGAUUCCACGAAAAAAGUAGUUCAAGAAUUGGAGGAAAUUAUAAUUAAGUUGAAAAGUAAAAUUGAAAAAGAAAUAACAAUUGAUCAACGUCACCACGGAGCGAUAAUUGGAUUCAAUGGUGAAAAAGUUCGAGAACUUCAGAAAAUAUUUAAUGUCAAAAUUAUAUUCCCAAGUCCAGUUGAGGCUAGAAAUAAUUUAGUUAAAAUACAAGGUUUGAACGAUGAUGUAAAUAAAGCAUUUAAAUCAUUAGCUGAAUUGGCCGAAGUAUUGAAUGAAAUCAACUAUGUGUUGGAAAUUCCUAUUUUUAAACAAUUCCACAAACUUAGUGCUGGAAAGAGAGCAAUAUAUAUUAAAAAGAUUAGAAAAGAGACUGAUACGAGAAUUUUUUUACCACGUGAAGGAGACAAUAAGGAUGUUAUUAAAGUCAUGGGAAAUAAAAGAAAAGUUUUAAUCGCUUAUGAUAUGAUUAAAGAAAUACAAAAUGAAAUUGGAGACAUAAUAACAAAGGAAAUGGUGUUGGGAAAUGUUAAAGUUAGAAAUGUCAUUGUAAAUCUUGGGAAUAAAUUCAUUCAAUCUAUAAAAGAUGAUUGUGGGGAUAAUGUGACAUUGAAUUUACCAACUGUUAAAGGAGAUAAUACUAUAGUUAUCAAAGGACCUGAAGAUGAUGUUAAAAAUGUUACUACACAAAUUCAGACAAUGGUUGAUGAAGUUCAUAAAUAUGUGUUUGAUUUGAAAGUAAAUCCGAAGUUUCACAAAUAUUUAAUUGGAACAAAUGGAGUCAAUGUUAAAAAGAUCAGACAUUUAACGAAUACAAGAAUAAUUUUCCCGCCUGAAACUAAUUCCACUAAUGAAAAUAUAACUAUUGUUGGUAAAAAAGAGAAUGUUAAUAUAGUAAAAGCAAAAUUUGAAGUUAUGAUAACCAAUAUUAGUAAAGUCAUCGAAGAACAUGUAGAAAUCAAUGAAAAGAAUCAUGGCACUUUAGUUGUCAAACAAAAAGAAUGUAUACACAAAUUGGAAAAUGAAUGGGGCGAUGUUAAAAUUGAAUUUCCUAAUAUUGGUGCUGGAGAUAGAGUUGUGAUCAGUGAUAGUAAAGCAGAUGUUGCUCUUUCUGAACAAAGACUUUCAGACCAUGCUAAAGUUUUGGAAAAUACUAUUCGAGCUGUAGUAAAUGUUGAUCCAAAGUAUCAUAAUUACUUUGUUGCAAGACGUGGUGAAAUUAUCAAUCGAAUUAUUAAUGAUUGCAAUGGAGUGUCUAUAACAUUUCCGAAAAUAGCUUCUAGUAAUAGUGCUGUCAUCAUAAAAGGUGACAAAAUAAAUGUUGAAGAGGCGAAACGUAAGAUUGAAGAAAUUGUUAAAGACUUGAAAAAUAUAAUUGAAGUGACUAUGAACGUUCCUCCAAAAUAUCAUGAUCAUUUUGUUGCCCACCACGCUGAAGUAAUAAAUCAGAUAAGUGGGAAACAUAAUGGAGUUACUAUUAAAUUUCCACAAGUUAAUUCCAAUUCUAGUCAAGUUUUGAUUAAAGGCCACAAGGAUUAUGUUGAAAAAGUUAAAAAUGAAAUCGAUAAUAUUAUUAUUGACUUGCGGCGUAGCAGUGGUGCAGUAGGUGCGACACAUCGAGGCCUUCGUGAUUUGGGGCCCUCAUUUAAAAAGAAAACUGAUAUGAACAAAAAUAGAAGCUUGCGUUAA
This is a messenger RNA of Sipha flava (yellow sugarcane aphid), 2313 nucleotides long. RefSeq names its product vigilin-like. The transcript is spliced from 13 exons. NCBI's taxonomy places the organism in Eukaryota, Metazoa, Arthropoda, Insecta, Hemiptera, Aphididae. The record is from RefSeq and is a predicted model, not a curated record. Gene Ontology annotation, cellular component: nucleus; cytoplasm. Bases 1 to 2313 code for a protein of 770 amino acids. Gene Ontology annotation, molecular function: mRNA binding.